AUGUUGCCACAAAGGACUUUCGAGUAUCUUUUCCAUUUAUCUUUGAUUAUUUUACUAUUUAAAUUCGCCGUUGCCGGCACAGUGCCUGCCUAUGAGGAUAACAUCAGUGAGAAUAGCAUAAAUGCGCCGCCAGCCUCACAAGCUACUAGUAGCAGCAGUAGCAGCAGUAGUAGUAGUGCCGGUGGCAAUAAGCGUGACUCUAUACGGCGCGCCUUUGAGGAGUGUCGGACGCAGUUGAGUUGGAUGUGUUUGAAAAUUGAAUUUGUGAAAAUUAUGGAACGCUUGGCAGAGAGGGACGAGCUGGUGGUGGUGCCUGGCAUUAGUGUGGUGCGAAAUGUUAAUGCAACGGAAGUGAAGAGCAAUGAUUUAAUGGCAGAUGUUGCUCGCAGUUAUCCCAACGAUCCCAACUCACGAUUGAAUGGCUACAUUUUGAAUAAAAUGAGUAAUUUUCUGCAAACACAUUAUCUACGCUUCAAAUUGAUCGACAGCGAAACAAUGACUGAAGCCAACGCGGCGGUGGAAACGGGACGUAAGGGAAAAUUUGGCAAAAAAGGUGGUCUGGAGGCACUUAUUGCGGCUGCGCUCAUGAUGAAAGGCACUCUCAUGGCUCUUGGUAUGGGUGCUGUGGCACUAAUGGCUGGCAAGGCACUCAUGACGGCACUAAUGGCCUUGACCUUGUCUAGUGUGUUGGGUUUGAAGAGUCUAGCAUCGGGCGGCGGUGGUAAAUCGACAACAUACGAAAUCGUCUCAAAACCCGUUUACACUUCAAGUCACUCGUAUGACGAAGGACAUAGCAGCGGUGGCGGCGGCGGCGGCGGCGGUGGUGGUCAUAUGAUGGGUGGCGGCCAUAGUGGUAGUGGUUAUGGUGGUUAUGGGCGAAGUUUAAAUUUGGUAUUGCCUAAAGCAUUGCAUUGA
This is a messenger RNA of Ceratitis capitata (Mediterranean fruit fly), 915 nucleotides long. RefSeq lists its product as uncharacterized. NCBI's taxonomy places the organism in Eukaryota, Metazoa, Arthropoda, Insecta, Diptera, Tephritidae. The transcript is spliced from 4 exons. Bases 1 to 915 code for a protein of 304 amino acids. The record is from RefSeq and is a predicted model, not a curated record.